This is a messenger RNA of Heterobilharzia americana, 435 nucleotides long. NCBI's taxonomy places the organism in Eukaryota, Metazoa, Platyhelminthes, Trematoda, Strigeidida, Schistosomatidae. The record is from the annotation of a GenBank genome assembly.
AUGUAUGAUGUCGACUACUCUAUGGCUGAUGAUUUCAAAUGGGGAAAGGAUUUAGGAUGUGAUUUUUUAAUGAAAAGCUGUUAUGAAUACAUAAAGAUACAAAAAUCAAGAAAAAAGGAUAUCCAACCUUUCUGUGACACUCCAAAUGUAAAACGUUGCACAAAUUAUGAAAAUGCAUAUGGAUUUUGUUCGCUGUACAAAUACAAUCAAAAUCUACCUCAUGAAUACCAGUACAUGGAUGAUAUGUUUAACGUCUCUUCAAACCAGAGGGAGUUCUACGGAGGAUGGGAUCUGAUGGAUUAUUGUCCAUACCUUCAGACUUCUAUAACAGAGUUUGUCAAUCAAUACACAGUCGAUUUGUUAGAAGAACCAGCAUUUUACAAAACGCUUGCCAAAAUGCAAGAGAAAUUAAAAGACCUGCAGAAGAUUGGAUGA